Messenger RNA from Tuber melanosporum (Perigord truffle), 1419 nucleotides. RefSeq lists its product as uncharacterized. The transcript is spliced from 7 exons. Gene Ontology annotation, molecular function: structural constituent of cytoskeleton; actin filament binding. Bases 1 to 1176 code for a protein of 391 amino acids. Gene Ontology annotation, cellular component: Arp2/3 protein complex; actin cytoskeleton. Lineage: Eukaryota; Fungi; Ascomycota; Pezizomycetes; Pezizales; Tuberaceae. The record is from RefSeq and is a predicted model, not a curated record. Gene Ontology annotation, biological process: actin filament polymerization; Arp2/3 complex-mediated actin nucleation.
AUGUCAAAUGCGGAGCAGCCAAGCCCAAAAGAGCCGACAUCUCUUUGUGUGUGCAGGUCUUGGCGCGGCGUCAAAGAGGAGAGCCCCGAGCCACGCCUCCACUGUGAGGCUCCUCUCCCAUCUUCAACUGCUUCAGCAUCUCCUGGGCUCCAUCUAUCUUUUCUACCCCGGCUUUGCACCCUGCCAAUUAAUUCAUCACAGAUCCUAAUCAUCAACAUGCUUCUUCUCGAGUAUCACAACUUGCUGCUGAAGUCGAUCCUAACUGAGCGAUUCAAUAGUGCAACUGCAGCCUCAAUCGAUCAGGUCAUCUCCGACUUUGACGGAGUAACAUUUCACAUUUCCACUCCGGAGACUAAAUCUAAGAUACUUGUCUCCAUCUCUGUUAAAUGCUAUCCAGAUCUCCUCCGGCAUGGAGCCCAACAAGUCCUUGAACGAGAGUAUGGACAGCACAUCACUGAAACGGAAACUGGAUAUGACUUCUCCUUGAUGGUUGAUUUGGAAAAUCUCCCGGCGGAACAAGAAGCUAAGGAAGACCUAGUCCGUCGCAUAUCGCUGUUGAAACGUAAUACUAUGGCAGCACCUUUUGAAAAGGCUAUCGAUGAGCACCACCGUCUCGCGGAAGCCUCUAAGGGAUUCAAUCCCGAGAAUGCACCUACAGGGGAGGGGACCGAGGUUAUGGUUAUUCGAUAUAGAGAAGAGGAAGCGAUGUACAUCCAAGCCUCGCACGAUCGCGUUACAGUUAUUUUUAGUACGGUAUUUCGGGAGGAGACAGAUAGGAUAUUCGGGAAGGUGUUCCUGUCGGAGUUUGUGGAUGCUCGACGGCGGGCUAUUCAGAAUGCGCCUCAGGUUCUUUAUCGAAAUGAUCCGCCGUUGGAGAUUCGUAAUAUUCCGGGGGUGAAGGAUGACGGAACUGGAGAUAUUGGAUAUAUUACUUUUGUCCUCUUCCCCCGCCAUCUCACUCCUCAACGAAGGGAGGAAUCCAUAUCCCACAUCCAGACAUUCCGUGAUUACUUCCACUACCACAUCAAGGCUGCAAAGGCAUACAUGCAUUCCAGAAUGCGCCGCCGCGUGGCAGACUUCCUUAAAGUCCUCAACAGAGCCAAGCCCGAAGUCGAGGAAUCAGAAAAGAAAGAGAAGAAGACUGCCAGCGGAAGGAGUUUCCGUGUUCAAACCUAGGCUUUUUUAAACAUUUUUUCCUUAAAGUUUUAGUGACCAUGUGUUCUUUGCCCCUUGAUAUGUGAAUGUGUUUACGGGGUGGAUUUGGAGGAAAAAAAAGAGAAGGGUUUUUGUAAAGGGGGGGAAACUACUGUAGUUGAUAUCCUAUUUCUCUCUUUAAAGGCUGAUGCCGGGUUUUAUAAUGGUUUGAGAUGUUGGUAGAAUUGGAAAUCCUGACCCUGUGCCUGUUGGGUGGUCUGCUGA